GCUAUAGCAGCCUAACAACACCGAGCACGUGAAGAUGGAGUACAACACAGCCGCUGGUGUCUAUGAUUCAGUAACACAGUUUAAAGUCUACGAAGAUUAUCUCGACUCAAAAGUCACGCCAAUGGAUUUAUUUUACCUAAAAAGCAGGGAGCUGGCCCUUAAGCUGGUGGAGCAUGGCCACAAGGGCACAGUCCUGAGCAGAGAGGAAUUUGAGGAGAAGAAAGCAGCUGCACAGGCUGCACAGGCUGCGAAGAGCAACACUUUCUACAGCAGGAGCCGGCCAGUGACACUGGCAAGUGCAGGAAAAGAACUCAAAGAUAACUUCCUGAAAGCCCUGGCAGAGCGAGAGGAGGCCAACCGCAGUGGGAAAAUGACUUCGGUCAUUUUCAUAAGGGAUCAUAAUACUCUUGGACAGGAAGUAUCUGGCUAUAUAGACUACGCCCACAGACUCAAGACCCAAGAUUUUGAACCCUAUUUCAGCGGAAAGAAGAGGCUCAUGCCAGGACGCACAGAUUUAUGCUACUACAACUGGAAGACACAGGUGUCCACGUCCAACUCUAGCCCUAACUUUGAGGUAAUUUAUGACAACCCCAAUGGCCUUCUCUUCAAGAACAAGAGGGACAAAAAGAUCCUGAAUGUGGACCCCAUGUCUGGUCCUGGUGAGGACUCCAACCGGACCUUACUACAGUCGGACCUCUACAUCCAUGUCGUCAUCUAUGACCACAACAUCAGGACGGUCUGAUCUUCAGAGGCUGCUGCCGACACAUUCAUACAUAAGACACAUAUUGGAGAGUGCUGGAAGCCUCUAAUUUGAACGAGGGGCUGCAGUUGCACCAUCAUUUAUAAACUGUUGCCCUCAUAUCAUGCAUGCCAUCUGGGUGGAGGUGCUGCAGUGGAAAAAUUGGCUUUAAACGUUGGAUUCCCAGAUGGAGAAGUAGAUAGACUAGUGUGACAACUUCACUUGCAAAAUUCCUUAAAAAUGUCAACUUCUACUUCAGAUGUUUUCCUCCUAUAAAGUUGUAAAACAAUUGUAUGAUAGAGUUUUCAAACUUACUAAUUUCACUAAAUGAAGACUCUUUGUUAAUUUGGCUUCCAAAAGGAAUGGAAUAUGCUCGCUCUGGGACCCAGGGCUCGUCCCGUCGUUUAGUCCGGCAUGUUUUGGGCUGUUUGUCUAAACAAAUUAAAGGCGUAAGAGCUUUGAAAGAUGAUGGGGGUGGCUUUUAUGUCCUCCCCCAGGCUGCGGUAGCUCCAAUUGGACUGGAAGAAUGGGUAAUGGGCUUAAAGCAUUCCGUAUGUUCCCAGAUGCAAGGCACACUUUGCAGGACAUCAAAGUGCUCUAUCAUUGACAUAUUAGUCAUUCACUGUAGAAUACUGUACAUGUCUACAAAUAACCCGCGUUAGGAAGUUAGUUAGCAGCUGUAGGCAACUUUGCUUCCUUUUAAUUUCUUUUAUGUAUUUAUUAUUGAAACGUGUAAUAAAU
Molecule: messenger RNA, 1480 nt
Organism: Eleginops maclovinus (Patagonian blennie)
Lineage: Eukaryota; Metazoa; Chordata; Actinopteri; Perciformes; Eleginopidae
Gene: cfap299
Product: cilia and flagella associated protein 299
Exons: 6
Coding region: 35-742 (235 amino acids)
Source: RefSeq, a predicted model, not a curated record